CGGGUUUAAAUACGAGUGGAAGCCAUCUUGAACGUUUGGUUGACAAGACUUCUUCGCAGUCGGCUAAAAGAAAAAUUGUACACCUUACAAACACCGCAUAGAGAACCAAUUAUUGAAGUGAUCCAAGGGUUGAAGGAACCUGAGAGGAAGAAGAGGCUAAUUGACUGAACAUAACAUGGCUAGAUAAACAGUCUGCCCAUAGUGACAGCCAGCUAAGGCCUCUGGACUACGAUAUUCCAUAUGACCAUGGCAGAUUAUUGAAAUGUAAAGAACUGAACCUCAGAAAUUCGCAUUUACAAGAUAUCUGAUCAUUAAAUGGGGUAUUUGUUUAUUUUGACGUUUGAUGUCCGCAAAACUGCAACGUUGUUGAACCUGCCGUGAUACGAUUUGAACAAUUUAAUAUUUGGAUAACCCUUAAAGUCUCGAGAGUGAAGGGCAGCCUUUUAUUUUGAAGUGGUUGCAGCAGACUUCAUUUAAACACCGUAAAAGAUUCCAUCGCUAUUGAAACAAAAGACAUAGAUAUGAGCACCGCCCGGACGGAGAACCCGGUGAUUCUGGGCUUGUCCAACCAGAACGUCCAGCUCAGAGGCUCGGUUAAGCCUGUUGUAGCAGUCGGUGGAGGUGGAGCAGGCCCUCCACCACAGCCACUCAACCAGAUGAAAGGCGCAAUCAACAACGGCACUUCCCAACUGGCCCUCACAACUAAUGCUGUCAAGCCUGGAGAUGACUGGAAGAAGAGUUUGAAGUUGCCCCCGAAAGACAUGAGGAUGAAAACUUCGGAUGUGACUGCAACUAAAGGCAACGAGUUUGAAGAUUAUUGCCUAAAGAGGGAGCUUCUCAUGGGAAUCUUUGAGAUGGGCUGGGAAAAGCCAUCUCCAAUCCAGGAGGAAAGCAUUCCCAUUGCACUGUCAGGAAGAGAUAUCUUGGCCAGAGCCAAAAACGGCACGGGGAAGAGUGGAGCCUACCUCAUUCCCUUACUUGAACGUAUUGACCUCAAGAGGGACUGCAUACAAGCUAUGGUCAUAGUGCCGACCCGAGAACUGGCUCUGCAAGUAAGCCAAAUAAGUAUCCAGGUCAGCAAACACAUGGGUGGAGUAAAGGUAAUGGCGACUACAGGUGGAACCAACCUACGUGAUGACAUCAUGAGACUUGAUGAAACUGUACAUGUGGUCAUUGCCACUCCUGGGAGAAUUCUAGACCUCAUCAAGAAAGGAGUGGCCAAAGUCAAUCAAGUGCAGAUGGUUGUUCUUGAUGAAGCUGACAAACUCCUGUCUCAGGACUUUGUGGUUAUGAUGGAGGAAAUGCUGGGCUUCCUGGCCAAACAGAGGCAGAUCCUGCUCUAUUCUGCAACCUUCCCAAUCAGCGUUCAGAAGUUCAUGAACGCUCACUUGCAGAAGCCCUAUGAGAUAAACCUGAUGGAGGAGCUUACACUGAAGGGUGUGACCCAGUAUUACGCUUAUGUAACUGAAAGGCAAAAAGUCCAUUGCCUCAACACCUUGUUCUCCAGGCUCCAGAUCAACCAGUCUAUAAUCUUCUGCAACUCUUCUCAGAGAGUGGAACUCCUUGCAAAGAAGAUCUCCCAACUUGGUUAUUCAUGUUUCUACAUUCAUGCCAAGAUGAGACAGGAGCAUCGCAACCGUGUGUUCCACGACUUCAGAAACGGCCUCUGCCGGAAUCUUGUCUGCACUGACCUCUUCACAAGAGGAAUUGACAUACAAGCUGUGAAUGUUGUGAUCAAUUUCGACUUCCCCAAGCUGGGAGAAACGUACCUUCAUCGCAUUGGUAGAUCUGGCCGCUUUGGACACUUGGGUCUGGCCAUCAACCUCAUCACGUAUGAUGAUCGCUUCAACCUAAAAGGGAUUGAGGAGCAGCUGGGAACAGAAAUCAAGCCCAUCCCCGGCAUCAUCGACAAGAGCCUGUAUGUGGCCGAGUACCACAGUGAGAGUGGUGAAGAAAUCAAGCCAUGAGCCAAUCAGUCCAACCUCGAUUCCCCAUUGUAUUUUUUUCCCUUCAUCCCCCCGUCUUGGAGCUCUCGUUUUUCAUUUAUGUACAGUUUGUCAGUCUUCCUGUUUUGGAGGCCACCAUAAGGAAUCUGUAUUUUGAUUGGACGCGUUUCAGAAAGAACUCAAUUGCCUUUUUAAAGGGCUCUGAGCUGCACCAACACACCUGAAGACCUAAGCACCGGGAGGAAAGCAUGGGACCAAGUCAAAUGUAUCCAUGCACAUUGGGAAGAUUCAUAUCCACCAAUGUUGCAAAGCCAGCACCAACAGACCGCUAUAUGACACCAUCCAAUUCUCCAUGUUUUUAUUUUGGGAAGUUUUAACCAAUUUGUAUCAAGUGCCUUAACAAGCAGAUCGACUCGUUCUAAAGUAAUAACCCUUCAUUCUCCGUCAUCUCGCUCACUUCACACCACUCACGGUCGCCUAGUUGAAAAUUUGUCACUCUAAUUUAAUGUCCGAUCUCGUAGGUGAAUUCAUAGCUUUCUUUUUCCUUGGUUCGUCAUCUAUUUGCGACAGAAUGGAGGUAAUUAGGAGGGAAGCCGGUCUGAAUGACCUUUCUUUGCUGGCUUCGCUGCACACUUCAGUCUGGCUGACGAACUUGGAUGUUCCAUGGACAGAGAUGCUGGAUUUUGUUCCAAGAGACAGCCAGACUGUCCAGUGGCUCGUGUGGAAGCUUGUGCUUCUAAAAUACCCAGAACCUUUCCUCCUGUCUUCACACUAAAUACGAAGGAGCAGCCUCUCAGCGCUACGAGUCAUGAGGAUUCCUGUUCUGGUGGAGUUUACUUGUUGAACACUUUUUUUUUUUUUUCGUCCUGUGUUUCACCUUCCUAUGGAUGGCCAUACUUUAUUCUGCGAGAUGUGUAGCCAACAUGUCGGCUGCACCUUAAAUCCUGUGUAUAUACCUUCAUUUUAAGAUUGUUUUAAACAAAUUCAAAAGGCUGGCCAACAAACUGCCCCUCCCCCACCUUGUUAGCACUGGACUGUUUUCUUAACUUUUGUUUGAUCUGCAAUAUUGGCCUGUGCAUUUAUUUAUGAUUUUAAAAAUUGCAGAGUUUAUUGGAAUUUAAAACAUUUAAAGAGCUUGUGCAUGAAAUUUAUUUUGGAGGCAGAGUUCACUGAUAAUCUUUAGCCCUUACAAUUGUUGCCCUUAUUCUCCUGCUAUCAGUGUUAAAGUGUUCAGUCAAGACUGACAGUUUUGUCAAUCUUGUGCAUUUGAGUAAUGAAUUCUUAGUCACCAGCCUUAACUUGUGAAACCGACCCUUGAGACUCACUCGAAGAUAUCCUGUUGUAGAAAUUGGUGUUAUUGGACGAGAACCAUAUUCUAUCAUGUAGUAGUACUACUCGCUCUCGCAGUGCAGCCAAAUUGGCAGAGACUUUAUUUUCCAGGGGAGGUAUUGGCUGUUAUGUGCUGUGCUCAGUAAGCGCUGCUACAGCACUUCAAAUGUGGAGGAGGAAGCUGUGCAUUUCUGCCCUCCCCUUCCCCUUUUUUGAAGAUUUUUUGCCAAAUGCAUCAAAAUGAACCAUCUGACCUAAAAUGUAGCAGGAAUCCACUCCGUGCAUUGCUGGCUGGCUGGCUUGAUUUAAAACCAGCUCGCACAAGAUGCUCAAUUUAAAAGCGACCCGCGCAGGUUGGGCUGCACAGAGAUGGUUCAGUAAUUACACUGACUGCGCUGCUUUUUGUAAACCCAUAAUGCCCAAAUGGGAGAAAAGUGCGAUGCAGAUCUAAAAACAAUGAAUGGCAGAGGGGGAAAUUGGCAUAAAGCAUUGCAUAAUACAAUUAGUCGGACUGCUUGUUUAGAAAAUACUGUGGGCACCUCAGACUGCUGAGUUCAUGGCUUUUUUUCUCUGCCCUUGUUUAUUUCGGAUUUUGGAAUAUAUUUUCUUGCGUUUUUAUGCAAUAUAUUAACCUUGUUCUGCAUUUAGGUCCUCUGACCACCCGAUUGAUCAGCGGAAAUCUUUUUGCAGACACGGUUCCCUUUGUUAUGGUGAGAUGCUCUCUAGACUUCUAGCCAAUGAGAAGUAGUAUUGCACAUUUAAUUUUUUUAAAUGACUGUUAAUCAGUUUUAAAAAAAAGUCACCGUUUUAUUUCUCAUUGGUUAGAACUGAUCCCUGUUCUCUCAACUCUGGUCCCCUGAAUACGUGUACACCUAAUUUGGCUUGGUUUGGGCGGGAGGGCCUUCUUAAACGCAUUAUAACUUAAGUGAAACAUUAGUUGAGUGAGCAGGGAUCUAAUGGCGCAGGAGCCUGGCAGCUGCCUGUUGUCAGCCGCUGGCAGUGAAGCAGCGAAAUGCUCGCGCAGCAAAAAAUUGACGAUGCCUCAAGAUGUAAUGUAGUACUACUUUUUGAUGGCAUGCUGCUUUACUGCCAGCAGCUGCCUUGUGAGAACCUUAAAGACUGAGACAAGAGCAUCUUGCCCCUUGAAUGGCAACGUAAUUGGUUUAGUUAGUAACUUAUUGUCUCAUUCUUUAAGGUGUUUUUUUUUUUCCGAUUUGUGGGGUGGCUAAAUUGAUGCCGUUGCUGCCCUGAUGCACAUGUUCGUCCCCUCUCGAUGGUUCUGAAACAAUAACAUCUUGUGUAUAAUCUGGCCGCUUACCUGCUGUUGAGGAUGUGAGGAUUUCUUUUAGAACUGAUGCAUCAGUAAAAUAAUAUGGGGAGGAGCCUUUUGGCAAUAAAACAAGAUACAAUCAAGUUCCAAAGUUAUGUUAAUGGAUAUACAAAGGUUUGCAAAAUUGCCCUAGUUCUUUUUCAAAUGAAACGUUAAAGUGGAGUUAACCUUGUUUAAAAGUCUCCAAGUUUAAGAAAUAAUUAAAGACUCCGUUGUUAUUUUAUGAAAAUUUGGUUGUUUAAUUGGAAAGAUUUUCAGUGAUGCUAAAUUGGACUUGAGUUUGAAAAAUGUCUUAAAUAUUAUUGGAUUCUAUUGAAAGUUUUGUUGAUAAUAAAGCUCACUGAAAUUUA
This is a messenger RNA of Gasterosteus aculeatus aculeatus (three-spined stickleback), 4955 nucleotides long. RefSeq names its product DEAD (Asp-Glu-Ala-Asp) box helicase 6 (gene ddx6). Gene Ontology annotation, molecular function: ATP binding; nucleic acid binding; RNA helicase activity. NCBI's taxonomy places the organism in Eukaryota, Metazoa, Chordata, Actinopteri, Perciformes, Gasterosteidae. The record is from RefSeq and is a predicted model, not a curated record.